GAGAUCGACAAGAUGACGGCCGAGGCGGACGAGAUCGACCGGAAGCGCAGGGAGGUGGCCGAGUUGGACAAGCGAGUGGCUAUCAUGGAGAGCCACACUUCGCUGGACGUCGCCCGGCCCAAGGCAGGAGCAAUAGCUUCGACGGCGGUGGUGAUUGCCGAAGAGACCGACGAGGAGGAGAAAUUCGACUGGGGACUGACCGGGAAGAUCUACCAGAACGAGCUCGACGCCUAUGAGGCCCUUCCUGCGUAUAAGGAGGUUGCUGGCAAACCACGCGUGGAUGUGAUUGAGCUUGGUGCCGGCGCGGGCCGGCUGGUGGACUUGUGCUACCACUACGGCUUGAGCGCGGUGCAACCCUUGGACACCAACGACCCGGAGCUUGCCGACGGCGACUUCGUGAUGAAGGUGAUUCCGCACUUCCAGCCGACGUGUGUGGUCGUUAGGUGUGUGCCGAGCAGAGCCAAGGCGGGCGACUUUUCCUUUGUGAUGGAGCUUGCACGCCUUCCCGACACCGAGCACGAGAACCCGAUCGACCUGCAGGACACACUGGUUUGCGAGGGCGAGCAGAAACCUGUGGAGGAGAUGUACUGCACCGAGCUCGACGGCAACCGCCAGGACUUCAACGAAGACGGCAUCCUCCACACGAUCCUUGAGGGCAUCGCUCAGGAGGCCUAUCGUUUGUUUCCGAGCCGGUUUGCUCUGAAAAAGUUUGAGGUGUUCUUCGCCAGACCGACCGCGGACCGCGAGGCAUGGAAGACUGUCCUCGAUGACCUCGAGGCCCGCUUCGGCAACACGCACAAGAAGCCGUUCUACUUGAAUGCCGGGGACCCUGUGUGCAAGGCCGUUUGUGAGCUGGUUCCCUGGGACAUAGCUAGAAUGCAAGCCGCCUGGACACCUCAAGCGCGCAGAAGACCUCGGCGCCGUGAGUUUUCCCAAACGGUCCGGGUCGCGAUCUUUUUCUAUGGCGUCCCGACGAAGACCGACGAGCCAGCCGAGGUUGCCGAAGAGCUGCCGGGACGCUUUGCCAGCCGAGUUCCGGUUCCCGGCAUGGACACGGAGAUCUGGUUUGAGGGCAAGGUCGAGCCGAAACUCCAGGCGAUGUUAGCAGCAGCUGGACAUUUGAGCGGCAAGGUUUUGAGUGGCUUGGAUGCGCUUAGGCUACUUCUUACCACACCGCCACUGUUGUUGACAACAAGAGCCCGGGACGAUUCUGAAGCACCUCCUCGAGAUGUGGUGAUCCAAUUUCACGUGCGCCACGGCAUCAUCCAUGACGUGAUCCCCGCCGAGGCUCACCACCGACUGGGCAAGAUAGAGAGGCGCAACGCGUUGCUGCGCUUCAUCGUGGAGCGCUUUGUGGAUGAGGGGGGAGUUUCUACCCAGGACGAGUUGAGCCAAUGCUUGGUGGCAGCGACCUUCACGAUGAACUCCUGCACCUACUCCCACGGACGGUCGCCUUACCAAGCAGUUUUCGGACGCAUUCCGCGUCCCCUCGGCGACCUGUUGAGCGACCCUCUGCAUGCACCAAGUGGACCUUCGGAGCUUGCAACCAGGCCAGCCGGUGGCUUUCUGGAGAUGGUCCGGGCACUCACGUCAGCACAAAAGGGCGCGUGGGCGCUGGCAAGGCUUGUGUCCGUGGACCCUGACGGGAAAUCGGCCUGGAUACAGAUCAACAACACCACGACCAAGGUCGCUGGAAACCAGGUGCGUACGGCAGUUGGUUGGGAGGAAUGGUGUCCUUCAGCCGAGGACAUCAAAAUCCUCAAAGAUGCGGAAGUGAACCUCAGGGACAACCUCUGGGACGACAAGCGCGAGGAGCCUCCCGGAGAUAGAGAAGAGGUGUCUCGGGAGCUGGCGGCCAUGGUGCCGGUUCCUCGACGGUUUCUCUACAUCCCCGACAAUACCAACUUCGACCCCGAGGACCUCACCGACGAAAGGUUCACCAUCACCGUGGGCGCCGCCGCGCCUUUUGUGGACAACUGGCGGCAGGAAGGUGAAGGUCAAGAAUGGGAGCAAGCCUGGACAGGAACUACAACCUUCAAGUGGAAGCUGCCAGCUGAUCGUGACGACCGAGUCGGAGGAACAGGAGGAGUCGGUCAAGGACACCAAGCAGAAGGGCUCGUGUCGCUAGUCAGUCUCCUGGUGCUCUCCCUGGUGCUGCUUCUCAACGUGACGCAGGCCCACGACAACCAUCACGAACCCGAGACCGAGACGGUCACACAGCAAGGCAAUGCCUUGGGGGGUGGCGAUGUUGAUGCCACCCAGCUUUCGUCGGCUAUGGCUGUUCCUUCGUCUUCUUCUUCUGCUUUAGCGGGGGGCAGCCAAAACACCGACCCACCUUCUUCACUACUACCUCAGAAGAGGACUGCCGACGCCCUGUACACGACCGGGGCCUACCGCUUCGACUUUGACGACUUCGGCGAGGGCGUCUUGCCCGAGAACUUCGAUGGUGACUACCUGCCGGUUCCCUUCCUGCGCGAGGGCUUUUACAACGCUUACCUCGCGAGCGACACCCGCACAGAGGAGAUGAAGAAAGCCGGCGUUGAUGAAGAUCGUUCUCGGCCAGACCAAGACACCGAUGACGAGAAGCUCACCGGGUCCAACGAGAGAAGCUUCUCCCGACAGGAGCUGAAGCAGCUCGACCGCGAGAUCCCAUGGGCCGAGCUGGUCAAGCUUCCGACACAGAGCUACGAGAAGUACCUCGACGCCGUCAGGGACGAGGAAGCUAACUGGCACCGGUGGGAAGGCAUUCGACCUCUUCACAAGGCCGAAGCUCAACGUGUUCUCGCUGACAGAAAGCUCUCCCGCCGCAUUUUGCGGAGCCGGGCAGCCUACCGAGACAAGAACAAGGGGCUCGGAGAGAUACGGGCUAAGUGCCGUGUGGUCCUGAUUGGCUGCCAGGAUCCAGACAUGUUCCAGCUCUCAAGAGAUAGCCCGACACCUUCACGUCUGAGCGAGGCUAUCAUCCUCGCCUUUGCCGCUGCUGGGGCAAAUGGCGAAGUCAACGGAGAAAGAGGGUUUUGGAAGCUCUGGAUCUCCGACGCCAAAUCGGCGUUUUUGCAACGCGAGCGGAACCACGAGGAGAGAGACGGGCCGCUCUUCAUGUACCCUCCGAAGGACCCCCUCAUGUUGGCCACAGGCGCGUUCAGCGCUGAACUCUACGAGGUCCUGGGAAACUGUUUUGGCCUACCGGACGCCCCCAGAGUGUGGAACAAGAAGGUGCGCAAGCGAGCCUUGGAACAUGGCUUCAAGCAGCACGCCUUUGACAAGUGCCUCUACUACUACAACGACGACCACGGGCGCUUAAGGGCUUUGCUGAUAGUUCACGUCGACGACUUUUUGUGCACGUACCACCAGGACUUCGACGAGGGCAUCCUCAAAAACAUGUUCAUCUGGGGCUCCGUUACCAUCGUCGAGGUCGGCAAGCCUGGGGUCUUUCGCGGAAAAGAGAUCACCAAGGUGGCCAGGAACCAGCGCUUUUUCUUCAAGGUGACCCAGGCCUCGUUUAUCGAGGGCAUGUCUUCCGGAACGCUUCCUCGAGGACUUCAGAAGUGUUUCUGGUCGCUGCAGUGGCUUGCUUCUCAGUCGAGGCCGGAGGUCUCACCGGUUGUUAGCCUCUCCAACAAGGGCUCCGAGACCACCUUCACCGACCUCCGGCGGCUUUACGAGACGGUCGACUACUUGAAGGCCACAAGCCAGGAUGGGCUGGUCUACCAGGACGUGCCCAUCAGCACCGCUUCCCUGCUAGUGACCUACACUGACUCGUCGUGGGCGAAUGCAGGCCUGAAAUCACAGUACGGAGUUUUUGUUCUACUUGCACCGCCCCAAGCUUCUGAAGUGCGUACCAGGGCAACCGUUCUGGACUGGAAGUCUGGGAGGAGCACACGGGUGUGCAGAAGCACACUGGCAGCCGAGGCUUCUGCUGCCGAUGAAGGCGCAGACCGCGCGGCCUUCACCAACAUGUGCAUGUCGGAGCUCCUGUACAACGAGGCGGCGUUUCAGGUCGGCUGCAAGCUCAACGCCAAGCACGCCGUCGAUGCGAAGAGCCUCUACGACUGCAUCGUGGCAGAGAACCCGAGCGUCACAGACAAGCGUUCUUUGGUGAACAUUCGUUCUGUCCAGCCAACGGUGAGUCCCAAGGACAUCCAUUGGGUGCCGACUGACCUCAUGCAUGCGGACGGCCUUACCAAACUGGAUAGCAACCUUUCUUUGAAGCUCGCAGCAUGGCUCCGC
Molecule: messenger RNA, 4230 nt
Organism: Symbiodinium necroappetens
Lineage: Eukaryota; Dinophyceae; Suessiales; Symbiodiniaceae
Source: the annotation of a GenBank genome assembly